AUGAACUUGGUGGGGGACAAAUGCUUCCUGGACUUGGAGCCAGAAGACCUGGAUGCUCGCCCUGCCCUUCUGCGUCCAGCUCGGUCACCUGAUCUCACCAACGCGGGUCCUGCGCCUUUAGCGCUGACGGAGCAGGUCCCAGAAGCAAGUGGAAUGCCCUCAACCAAGACGGUGCAGCAGUUCCCCGCGCUGGCCUUUUACCCUUAUGGCGCACUGAGAACACCGUGCGACCUCACCCGACAGGGAGCAGGACCCCCACGUGCCGCGCGCUCUCACCGGGACAUGUAUAAGAUUUGUAGCCCUCAUACUUCACCGACCAGUUACGUCCCCCCGGUCCGCAUGCCCUCACCCCGUAUGGAGCACGUACCCUGUGGGCCUGGCACCCUGACCCAGACACCGGAAUUCCCGUGGGCCCCUCCCCGUCACUCCUACCUGAGCAGGUCCUCACUGUCUGACCCGGACACCAGGGAAGUCUGGAGCCCUAAAGCUGCAUGGAGCAAGUGCCCCGACGUGGCGUGCGCCCUCACCCUGCACGGAGCAAGCCCCCCUGCUGGUCCCGCACCCACACCCAGCACGGAGGAGGUCACCACCGCGGGAACAGAUCGCCACCUCCCCACCCCCGCGGCCCGCGUGCCCUCACCCCUCAAGAGCAUGUCGCCCCCAGAGGACCGCGGGACCUCACCGGGACACCGACGAGAGCCCUCCCUCUCCAUGGAGCAGGUGCCCACAGCUGGCCGCGUGCCGUUACCCAGCAGGAGGCGAUCACCAUCUCCUCAGCCCCGCGGCCAGCGCGCUCUCAAUCCCCAAGAGCAUAUCCCCCCGUUGGACCGCACCCCCUCACCCCACAGGGAGCUGGACCCCCACAAGCCACGCAACCUCCACCCGGAUGGAGUAUGUCCCCCUACGGCGGAAUCAUAA
Molecule: messenger RNA, 918 nt
Organism: Cynocephalus volans (Philippine flying lemur)
Lineage: Eukaryota; Metazoa; Chordata; Mammalia; Dermoptera; Cynocephalidae
Product: serine/arginine repetitive matrix protein 1-like
Exons: 6
Coding region: 1-918 (305 amino acids)
Source: RefSeq, a predicted model, not a curated record